AUGCAAGUCAACGUGAGUCAAUGCACAGCGCAUGGGUAUGUGAGGGAUGUGCCGCACUUCCGAGCUGCUGCUCUGGCUGCAAUUCAGGGAGUGGGGCGCGAUCGCCUGGCAAUCGCCUGGCAUGUGUAUCAGCUGCUCAAGGGGGCUGUUGCUGAUAAAUCCCUUUACCCCUCUCCCAUUCUCCCCCCCUGUGCUUGCAGGUCCCAAGGAGUCGUGUUGGCCACCGAUGCGGACAGGGAGGGGGAGGCGAUUGCGUGGCACGUGUCCCAAGGAGUCGUGUUGGCAACAGACGCGGACAGGGAGGGGGAGGCCAUAGCGUGGCAUGUUUAUCAACUGCUCAAGGGGGCUGCUGCAGCAAGGAGGAGAGCAGAGGCGCAGCAGAGGGAGAAGGAGCAGCGGAGAGAGAAGAUGGUGCAACAGGCGGUUCUCCUGGAGCAGCAACUGGCAGCAGAGGCACAGGAGGCAGCAGAGGAGGGAGAAGCGGUGCUACAAGGUGCAGAGGGGUGGGAGGGAGAAUCCGAUCUUUUCCCCUCUGGAGCUGCUGCUACAGAGUCGAAUCUGUUGAGUCCCGAAGCAGAAGGAUUGGAGAGUUUAGAUGGAUCGGCGAGUGCCAAUGUUGCUGCUGCUGAUGGUGCUGUUGGUGGCGCGGUUGAGAUGCAAGGCGAAGGGUUGAAGCAGCAAGGAGGGGAGCAUGGAGAUGAGAAGGCAGCAGCAGGAGAAGUGGAGGGUGGGAUAAGGGACGGGGAGAGAGCACUGGCGGCGGCAAUGCUGGUGGAGGGGAGUGAGCUGCAGGUGCAGGGAGUGCAUCGCUCGCAGACCAGGCGGUCCCCUUCCCCUCCUUUCACCACUUCAUCAAUGCAGCAGGAGGCAUCGUCCAAGCUGGGAAUAAGGGACGGGGAGAGAGCACUGGCAGCGGCAAUGCUGGUGGAGGGGAGUGAGCUGCAGCAAGAGGCGGUGCAGCAAGGAGUGCAUCGCUCGCAGACCAGGCGGUCCCCCUCUCCCCUCUUCACCACAUCGUCUCUGCAGCAAGAGGCUUCUUCGAAACUGGGGCUCAGCCCCAGCAGAACCAUGUCGGUGGCCCAGCGGCUGUACGAGAGAGUGGCAGUGGGCCCCGAGGCUUCCCGAGUGCUUCAAGCACGGGGCAUCAAACCUCUCUUCCUGUUUUCUCUCCCUUACUCCACACCCCACCCCACCCUUCCAUUCCAGGUGGCCCAGCGGUUAUACGAGGGAGUGGCACUGGGCCCCGAGGCUUCCCGAGUGGCCCAGCGGUUGUUCGAGGGAGUGGCACUGGGCCCCGAGGCUUCCCGAGUGCUUCAAGCACGGGGCAUCAAACCUCUCUUCCUGCUUUCUCUCCCUUACUCCACACCCCACCCCACCCUUCCAUUCCAGGUGGCCCAGCGGUUAUACGAGGGAGUGGCACUGGGCCCCGAGGCUUCCCGAGUGCUGCAAGGGAAGGGCGCAGGCGGGACGAAGGGGGCGGGGCGGAAGGGGUCAGGAGGAGGAGGGGUGGUGACUGGGCUGAUCACGUACAUGCGCACAGACAGCGUUCAGGUAGCAGUGGACAUUGCAGCAUACCCCUUCGACCCCUCUCUGCUCUCCGCCUUCCCGUCGCAAGACCCUUCUGUUUCUGAGUCUCCUUCUCUCGACACGGCUGCUCCCUCCGCUUCUCCCCCGGCUGUUCUACGAGCCAACGCCUUUGCCAUUGCAUGGCCGGGCUUUCUCGCUGCAUACAGUGACUCGAGGACGCUGGGCUACCUGUCUGACCUGUCAGAAGGGAUAACCACAGAGCCGCCACCUGGCGAUGCCACGUCAGCGGAGGCUGACAGCACAGCCGCCACGUCAGACGUGUUCCAAGAAAUCAUGGCCCUUCAGGUGAUUGUGACCUUCAUUCCACUCCAGGGACCUUCAUUACUCACCUUCGUAGGUCAACUCUUCUGA
Messenger RNA from Closterium sp. Yama58-4, 1938 nucleotides. The record is from the annotation of a GenBank genome assembly. NCBI's taxonomy places the organism in Eukaryota, Viridiplantae, Streptophyta, Zygnematophyceae, Desmidiales, Closteriaceae.